Molecule: messenger RNA, 723 nt
Organism: Camellia sinensis
Lineage: Eukaryota; Viridiplantae; Streptophyta; Magnoliopsida; Ericales; Theaceae
Source: RefSeq, a predicted model, not a curated record
AUGGAGAAAAUCUUUCGCGCGCUACCUUGCACAGAGAGACAGAAGGUAGCCUUCGCCACAUUUACCUUCAAAGACGAUGCACAAGAAUGGUGGCUUCUUAUCCUGGAGAAAGAAGAUAUUGUUACUUGGGUAAGAUUCUUGGAGGUAUUCUAUGCAAAAUACUUCCCAGAUUUGCUGCGGGAACAAAAGGCGGCCAAAUUCAUACAUCUAAGGCAAGAAACCAUGACGGUGGCUGAAUACGAGAGCAAGUUCACACAAUUGGCUCGAUUUGCGACAUACGUCAUCCCCACCGAAGCUCGAAAAGCCAGGAAAUUCGAAGCAGGAUUGGAUGUUGAAAUCAAGGACAUGUUGGAGGUUUUGAAACUACCAACCUAUGCAGAGGUGGUGGAUCGAACAUACAUUGCGGAAAAGGGGAUUAAAGGCUUGCACUUUGGGAAACCAAGCCGAAGGAAGCGAUUUUGGGAAAGAGAUAACAGAAGACCCGGUGUUGCGCCUCCCAAGAGGGUAAAUACGAGCACAACUAAUUCAAUUAGUUCAAGCAAUCAAGGUCCUACAAAUCCCAAAGGUGGCACCAUUCCAACUUGUUCUACUUGUGGAAGGAUUCAUUGGGGACAAUGCCGUCGAGACAUGGGAGCAUGCUUUAGAUGUGGCCAAGUUGGCCACUUGCUGAGAGAUUGUCCAAAGCUUGCCAGUCCUACAGCCAGCCCCUUUGAACCAGUCUGA